AUCUAGCAAAAAUAAUAAUAAAACAAAGACAAAGUCGCAGUUUGAUGUAUGGACGGCUAAGGUUGACGAUGACCUGAUACCCAUCACACUAAAACUCCGAUCGUCUUCUCUAUCUAAUACAAUUUUUUUCAGAUUCUUCUCCAAGAAUUGUUUUCAUCCUAGAGAUCAUCAUUACAAUCUCCACAGACAGGAUCUGAUUUUGAAAGAGGGAUCUCGCUCUCUGCAAAAUGGCGAAUAACGGGGCGGCUUGUGCUGAGAGGGCUACAAAUGAUAUGCUGAUUGGUCCUGAUUGGGCUAUCAACAUUGAACUCUGUGACAUUAUCAACUUGGAUCCCAGUCAAGCAAAAGAAGCAGUGAAGGUGCUCAAGAAACGGUUAGCAAGUAAAAACUCCAAAGUUCAGAUUCUUGCUCUUUAUGCAUUGGAAACUCUUAGUAAGAACUGUGGAGAGAGCGUGUUCCAGCUUAUCGUGGACCGUGGUAUAUUGCCUGAUAUGGUCAAAAUAGUGAAGAAAAAGCCAGACCUUAGUGUGAGGGAGAAGAUACUUAGUUUAUUAGAUACAUGGCAAGAAGCUUUUGGUGGAAGCGGUGGUAGAUUCCCUCAGUACUACAAUGCUUAUAAUGAACUCAGGUCUGCUGGAGUUGAGUUCCCACCUCGAACCGAGAGCAGUGUCCCCUUCUUUACUCCACCUCAGACUCAGCCCAUUAUUGCUCAAGCCGUUACUGCAUCAGAUGAAGAUGCUGCUAUUCAGGCCUCUUUGCAAAGUGAUGACGCUUCUGCACUCAGUGUGGAAGAGAUUCAAAGUGCUCAGGGAUCAGUUGAUAUAUUGACAGACAUGCUUGGGGCUCUUGAUCCAAGCCAUCCUGAGGGUUUAAAGGAAGAACUUAUAGUUGAUUUGGUUGAGCAAUGCCGUACUUAUCAAAGACGUGUGAUGACUCUCGUCAACACUACAUCAGAUGAGGAGCUUCUGUGUCAAGGAUUAGCAUUAAACGACAACCUGCAGCGUGUUCUUCAGCAACAUGAUGAUAAGGCGAAAGGAAACUCUGUUCCUCCUGCAACAGCUCCCGCUCCUAUACCGCUUGUUAGCAUCAACCAUGACGAUGAUGAUGAUGAGUCAGAUGAUGAUUUUGCUCAGCUAUCUCACAGGUCGAAAAGAGAGAGUGCACGAGUGAGUUUCAACCCUGUUCUUCCUCCACCGCCACCUACAAUGAGGCCAGUACAUGUUGAAUCUAAUGCUAUGGACUUCCUCAGUGGUGAUGUCUACAAACCUCAAGGAACCUCAGAGAGUGUAAAGCCUUCUCAUUCAUCAGACCUCGACUCUUCUGCUCCUAUUUUCGAUGAGCCAAUUCCUAGAAGCAAAUCCCCUGAGCAACCUUUGUUCAGUAAACCAGUAUAUGACCAAACUGAGAAACUGCCUCGUGCUCCAUGGGAUACUGAAGGAACCAGGGUUGUUCCACCACCAAUGUCUGUUAGAACCAAGCAUAAUAAUAAUGUUCCUCAAAACUCAAGCAGUGGCUCUGAUUCCUCUUACGAUGAUCUCUUGGGGCAAUCCAGGAAUCUCUCUCUGAAUCCAACCGCCUCUACUGCUACACCACCACCAAAGAAAGAUGAUAAACCAGAGGAUAUCCUUUUCAAAGACUUGGUUGACUUUGCAAAAAACAGGAAAUCAUCUUCUUCUUCUUCCUCCAAACCCAUUUGAGGCAGAGCUUCCUGUUGUUGGCUUUAGUAAUAAAUACUCUUUUACCAUUCUUUUCUCCUUCACUUCUUCAUUUGUGUUCUUUUGAUUGAUGGACAUAUAAGGGUUGAACACUCUGUUUCUUUUUCUAUCAAAUAAAAAGUUAUAAAU
Raphanus sativus (radish) is the source of this 1844-nucleotide messenger RNA. RefSeq names its product TOM1-like protein 3. Gene Ontology annotation, biological process: protein transport to vacuole involved in ubiquitin-dependent protein catabolic process via the multivesicular body sorting pathway. Lineage: Eukaryota; Viridiplantae; Streptophyta; Magnoliopsida; Brassicales; Brassicaceae. Gene Ontology annotation, molecular function: ubiquitin binding; phosphatidylinositol binding. The record is from RefSeq and is a predicted model, not a curated record. The transcript has 10 exons. Bases 228 to 1697 code for a protein of 489 amino acids.